Molecule: messenger RNA, 3108 nt
Organism: Cercospora beticola
Lineage: Eukaryota; Fungi; Ascomycota; Dothideomycetes; Mycosphaerellales; Mycosphaerellaceae
Source: RefSeq, a predicted model, not a curated record
AUGGACAAGUUCUCGUCCUGGAUCGCGUACCUGGCAUCGCUGGCCUCGGGUCACCAUACAGGCCAUAACUAUCAGGGCACAGCAGACUCUACGAUAGGUUAUGGCGUCCCAUCUGGAUAUGGCCCGUCUGUAUACGGCCAAAGCACAAUCUCUUCUGCCGCCAUAACCUCACCGUCUGGCUACGGUCCUCCUGGCUACGGCCAAAGUACGACCGCGUCAUUGAGCACGCCCUCGGCCCCUAGCAUAGGCAACUCAUCGUCUUCGAUCUUUAUCCCAUCUUCAAGCUCCGCUGGCCAGCCGAGUAAUGGUCCGUCUUCAUCUGCAAUCAAUCAGACCUCGAUAGCAGGACCAAUAAGUCAAACGAGCACCGAUCCGGAUACAGUCAUUACUACGACGUUGGUGAAUCCAAUUCCAUCGGCCUCCACAACAUUUGCGGAUGAGUCCGAUUCUUCAUUUGUCCAGUCGACUACAGUACUCAGUUCCUUCACCAACUCAGACGGAAGCCAGGUCAUCGAGACUACAAGCCAUCCAGUGUCAUCAGUUCUCACUUCAUCAGUCAGCCAAACUAGGAUCGAGACGACCCUUUCGACGGCGAUCCCAACGACAAUCACAAGAUCUGACGGCUCAAUCUUUACUACCACGACCAAUAUUCCAAUCAUCUCUCAGCCGGCUAAUUCAUCUGCCCCAGCUGGUACGAGUGUACCUUCAGCCACCUUCACUGUCAUCACACUAUCAGAUGGUGAAGUGACCACCUCGACCAUUCGGAGCGCUUCAGACCAGCCUACGGCACAGUCUUCGAUCGCAAUCACAACGAUCACGCGAUCAGACGGCGAGGUAAUCACAUCCUCGAUUGUCAUCGCUCCAGCCUCCAGCACGGAACGGCCCUCGGCAAGUCUCACCACAUUUACAUUAUCCGAUGGGGAGGCAGUCACCUCGACGAUUCCCAAUGUUCCAAUAUCAAGCGCAGGACAGUCCUCAGCUAUUCCUACCACUCCGGCCCCAUCUGAUGGACAGGCGGGUACAUCUACAAAUUCAACCGCUCCGGUUCCGAGCACAACAGUGUCUACGCCGAUUCUGACUACUUCAACUCAAUCUGACGGGAGCCUCGUUACGUGGACAGUAUCUGAUGUCCCCGCACCGAGCACAGAGCAAUCGUCAGCAAAUGCCACAACUGUCACCAGUUCCAGUGGAGCAAUAUUCACGUCUGCAGUCCCCAGCACGUCACUCUCCAACACAGAUGUAUCCGCUUCAGUCCCGAGAACAGAACAAUCAUCGGCGAAUCUCACGACCUUUACUCAUUCUGGUGGAGCAAUCGUGACGUCCACAAUUUCCAGCGCGCCACCCUCGACCACAGAUGUGCCUUCAGGAAAUGGAACAACAUUCACGGAGUCGAAUCAGCAGAUUACGAUCGGCCCUAGUCUGACUGCGUCUGGUAAUGCCUCUCGAAUCAUCAUCGGCUCAACGACGAUCACUCCUGGUGGCUCUGCUUUCACUACCGAUACUUGUACUGUGUCUCUAGCGUCUUCGGGCGUGCUGAAUGUUUGUGGCAGUACUACGAUACUUCCUAUCCAGACAACUAUCCCGAGUGGUGCCAGCACUAGUAUCAGUGUAUCGGGCGAAGUUUCGAGUACCAGCGUUGUCACCUCCACCAUGACGACCGUCCCACCUGAGGUGUCUACAGAAAUAAUUCAUCCGCCUGGGCUUACGACAAACACCUGGCUCACGACGACGAAGGAUAGCAGCGAUACUAUAGUCCCGGUGAUCUGGUGCACGGCAUGCGCCCCUGGCGGGGGCAGCGGAGGCGUCGUAAUAUGGGACUUUCCACCAGUUCCAUGGACUCUUUUUGACUGGGGCCUGACCUUCCCCAACCUACCCAAAUGGACUCUUCCGUGUAUCAGGGUGUUUGGAGCUGUCGUGUCUGGUGAUUGUCCCGACCCCCAGACGGAUGAGGAAGGCGAAGAGGAGGAGUCAACUUCCACUGCGACCAGCUCUUCUACGGAGACCUGUACUCAAAGUACCACGGUCACUGACUGCAGGGUCGGCUGCUCUGUGUCUUCCACAAGCAUGGAUAACUCGGUUUCCAGUACAACAAUUUGCUAUACAACAAGCUGCACUUCGAGCUCUGGCUGCAGCCUCGUUGGCACAACUUCAACAUCCAUUUCGACUCCAUCCUCAGCCUUGGCAUGCGCUAUCACUGCUUCACCGACUAAGUAUGAUGCCUUUGCCAUGUACAGCUCACUGGGGCUCCCAGUCCCUCUCUGGAUGCAAGCUGCGACGAUUCGGCCAGAGACCGACAUUCCAGAAGAAAGUCUGCCAGACUCUCCCGACCUCGAACCAAGUACAAGCUCCGUUGCUCCUACCUCGAGCUCGACUACAUCUUCUGCAGAGGUCACGUCCAGUACUAGCUCGACCACAACUUCUUCAGAAAUUACGUCCACUUCCAGCUCGAUUGAGCCCCCAAUUACAGGCCUGCCCAGCUUGACAAGGACAGGAGGAAUCACAACACCUUCCGGCAGUUCGUGCGCAUCGACCACCACAUUCUCCCAAUGUGCUGGCUCAGGUGGCCAAGCGGCGUGCGUAGAAACUACGAGUUGUGCCUCAUGGGAAGCCACCAACACGCCAGAACCCACCUCAGAACCCUCGACGUCUUCCGCAGAGCCAGAGCCUGAGCCUUCCUCCACCACCGAAGAAGCUCCAUCAACACCAACCGUAUCCGUCACUCCAUUGGAAGUCUUCUCAACCGAAUGCUGGGAUGAAUCAGACUUUCCCGGACACGCCGACAUCCAGGGCAACGACCAAGGUCGCAUGGCAGAGUACUUCUGCGAAACUUGGAAUCAAGUCGUCGAUGGACAGCCAGACGUUGGUCCUGGAGAAAUUACAGCAGAUUAUCGUCUUGAUGGCUGGGGCGUGAGAUAUGAUUUUGCUGUCGCGUGGAUUGAUGAAUGUGUCACUACGGUCGAUCGACAAGAUGUUGCGUUUCCGGUGGGAGAUGGAGGGAAGAGUUGUACAGAUAUUAUGAAGGAAAAUUAUUCGAAAUGUAAUAAUGGGGGUGUGGGAGGGACGACUCAGGCGGGGUGUUUGGCGGUGACGUUUACUGGGGGGAAGUAG